Molecule: messenger RNA, 1870 nt
Organism: Rhinichthys klamathensis goyatoka
Lineage: Eukaryota; Metazoa; Chordata; Actinopteri; Cypriniformes; Leuciscidae
Product: butyrophilin subfamily 1 member A1
Exons: 7
Coding region: 91-978 (295 amino acids)
Biological process (GO): immune response; positive regulation of T cell proliferation; cellular response to lipopolysaccharide
Cellular component (GO): external side of plasma membrane
Source: RefSeq, a predicted model, not a curated record
UCUUCCUGUUUCGAGAAUCGGAUUAGGAGGACAUGAAGAAGCCAGUCUGCUCUCUGUAAGUGUUUCUGCCCGUCACUCGCGUCCAUCAGCAUGAGUUUAAAACGCCUCGGCUUAUACACCCACAGAUGCAGCUUGGCCCUGGUCAUGAUCUUGGUGCUGGUAACAGCUACAACUGAUGUCAGCGGUCCACCGGUGAACAUCACUGCUGUUUUGGGUCACACCGCUACAUUUAAAUGCCCCUGGGACUCCAGCUUUUCUGCUACACGCUUGUACAUACAGAGAGUUGUUAAUGGAGGCAGUUCAGAGAUAUUCAUCAACGGUUUUGAUUCAAACAAAAAAUCUGAAAUGCAAUUAUAUUCUAGUCCCAAGUACCUGAACAGAACCAAAGUGAACCGAACAGACCUCAGCAUGGAGAUGACAGAUGUCUCCGUUUCUGACGAAGGAUUGUACAAAUGUUAUAUUUUUUAUGGCAAAGUGGAAAAUCCUACUGUCUCAAAGCCUAUCCCCGAGAUCUAUCUCAAAGUCACAGCCAAAUACAGCGUUCCCACAAUCGAGAAGGAGUGCACUGAACGUAAGAGCGGUGAUGCUGGGAAAAGCUGCCAGCUGAGUUGCUCGUCGACCGGAGGUUACCCGCAAAGUGCCGUGAAGUGGGCGGAGCUUAACCUCAGUCUGAUAAGUGUCAUUCACAACGAGAGUUCAGAAGAUCUGUCCUCCAAAACAUGGACCGUCAACCAAACCAUCACGUACAACUGCGACCAUCCAACCAAUGUCAGCUGUGCCGUAGAUGACGCUGUCUCCCCCACCAUCACCAUAUGCGAAACAGAAUCGUUUUCGGUUAAGGUGAUCGCAGCUAUUGUGUUCGUGCUUGUGUUUGUCCCGCUGUUACUUCUUGUCCUCUUGGUGAUGAAGCACUGCUAUCAAAGAUGUCGAACAGAGGAUCAAGGUGACCCUGAAAAUGCUGACGUCGCAUUAGCGUAGCGACUGCCAUUCACAGCUUAAGAGCGUCUGAGACGUGAGGACUAAACAUUAAGGAGACGUGACAAGAUUUUCCGCCAUUGUGGAAGCGCUUCAACUCCCAGACGGACCAAAGGGCCGAUUAUCCAGCUGAACGUUGUGUCUUUAAAGUGGCUGAAUUUGCCAGCAGGUCCUGGCACAUUUGAACAAGCUUUUGAGAGUGUCCCCUUCCUUUACCCAGUCAUUCAUUUGGAAAAGCACAUCAUUUCCUCUGCGUCCUGAAGCAACAGUGAGUUUGCUUUUAUCACAGAGACGUUCAGCCGGAGAAGAGUGAUUCAGAACGGUGCUUAUAAAACAAAUCUAACUUUUACAGAAAAGUUUAAUGGCUAAAAAUUGCGCUAUAUACUCCAUAAUGUCCUGUAUAAACAUAGUAUUUCAAACUGUGCCACUUUAUUCCAAGGAAUGGGAAUUGUAAAGUUCAGACUUUAAAGGCUGAACUGAAGUAAAUAGUCUGAGGCCAGUUGUAUGGUUGACAGUUGUUCAUGUUCAUUUAAGAAUAUGUUAUUGAAAUGGUCUUUACACUGUUCAUUCUGAAGGGACAUUUCAUUUGCUUUUAGAAGCUGAUUCAUUGAAGCUUUAUUUUUUUUAAAGCCAGUUCUCAAGAGACGAGCUCACGAAACAUAAUUCAUGCAAUCAUAUACUGCAACUGUUACACGAUUAUGCUGGCCGUUUACUGUCGCAUUACAGUAAUAUGUCUGUUCAUGUGUCCGGUACUGACUUUUAUGCUUUUCUGCACCACCUCACUGACACUUACUGACAUUUAUGCAGCGUUCAAAAAUACUUGUUAUGGUAAAACUGUUCUCAGGGUGAGAGUAUUUAAAUGUUCUAUUAAAAUGAAAUCUGUUUCUUAUGGAAA